AGCGGCUCCCACAGAAAACUACUCUCCUCCACCAUUUUUAUGUCUAUCUGUUCCCAACAAUUAUUGAUUAUAUAUUGACGCACACAUGCAUUCUCCAUAGUCCACAGAUCAAAAACAAUCACCAAUUCUUUAUAGUUCAAAGAUUUUCUGAGCCCUCAUCAAUGGCGCCAUCAGCUGCAAUGCUCAUACUUUCGCAUCCUCUGAUUAGCCACAAAACGACAAAUCAGUCUCCAUCACCGCCAGCCUCUAAGUCGAGACGUAUGUUCGAUCUUCUUUUGCCGUGGAAGUCAUCGGACAGUGAGGAGGUCGGUCUGGGCCGGCUAGUCUUUGGCGAUCCCGCUACACUGGAGAAGCGUUUUCAAGAAGCUCUUGAACUUAGCUGCUGGUAAUUUUUCACAAUGUCUAGUGAUAUCGUUUCACUGGCUGCAUCUUCGUAAUUAUUAAGCAUUUUAUUAAUAUUGUCUUGUAGAUGGAAAUAAUGUAAAAGUAAUGGUUUUACCAAACAAAAAAAAAAGAAGAAAUGUAAAAGUACUGGUUGGUUUUAUAAAUAAAAAACAAACGAGAAAAGUCA
Messenger RNA from Raphanus sativus (radish), 571 nucleotides. RefSeq lists its product as uncharacterized. NCBI's taxonomy places the organism in Eukaryota, Viridiplantae, Streptophyta, Magnoliopsida, Brassicales, Brassicaceae. Bases 162 to 389 code for a protein of 75 amino acids. The record is from RefSeq and is a predicted model, not a curated record. The transcript has a single exon.